CUGUCAUCUUGCGCUCUCUGCACAGAUCCGUCGCAGUCUGCAGCGAGCGCAGCGCAAAUUACAGCCUCUCUCCUGCAGCGGGAAAAAGUUUCAUUUUCGCCACUUUCGAACCAUUUUCUGGAACUUUCAAUGGGACCCGAUGACUGAUUCAUCCCUCUUCUGUCUACGACCCGGAGCCGCAGCCAUGGACUCAUUUGCAUGUGGAUCGCUGCACCUUUUUCUACACAUCGCGCUGCUUUUGAUCGCGCAAUCAGGAGCGUUCGCGCAACAUGCUCCAGAGUGUUACCCAGGAGGACACCAGAUUUUGCAUGAUCCGUAUCGCAGCGUAGGCUUUGACUCCACCGAGAUCCAGAACACGGCCAUCCAGGACCUGAUCUGUGACCACUCGCUGUCCCGGGGAUGGUACAGAUUCAGGAUCAACAACAAGCCGGCCGAGAUGCCGACCACCUGCGUUGAGAUGAACCGUUGUGGCACUCAGGCUCCGGUGUGGCUCUCCCUGAAGGACACCUCCCUGCCUCGACCCGGCGAGGUCCGUCAGCUCUCCGCCUGCGCCACCUGGCAGUUCUUCCACGGCAGCACCAAAGACUGCUGCCUCUUCAAGAUCCCCGUCACCGUGAGGAACUGCGGCGAGUUCAUGAUCUACUACCUGCAGCCCACGCAGGGGUGCAUGGGAUACUGCGCUAAAGUGGCUCCAGAUUUGGGACCCAGACUGUGCCCACCAGGUGAGGUAGAAGUCAACGGUCGAUGCAAAGCCGCCGUCCCGUCCCUGCCGUCCCGGCCGGUGAUCACUCCAGAGCUCGUCGGCCACAGUGUCCACCUGAGGUGCUCCUUCGUCCCCCCGCCGUGGAGCCAGCGGCUGGGCUUCCAGGUGGUUUGGGCGAGACACAUCGGCCUCAGCAUGAAAGCUGAGAUCAGGCAGGAAUCCACGCUGAAGCCCUUCUCUCUGGUGGAGAUGGAUGGCGUUCACUUCAGGCUCGGAGAAACGUUUUCCUGCAGCGUUUCGACUUUCAGAGCCAACUCCAGCCACGGCAGAUCAACUCCAAAAGAAAGUGAGAGUUUCUACGCAGGACUGAAGUUUUCUCUGGACUCGCUCCACAUCGCAGAGAACAGUAAAGAGCACGAGGUGACCGUCCACAGCACGGUGCCCAUCCCCUGCUUCAGCCCCGACCACAGUCUCCAGUGUGCAGUCCCGCUGUCUCUGAGCGUUCAUGAUCCAGACAGUCUCGGACACGAGGCCUCGAAUGUGGCGCUGUCCGCCUGCCAGGUGGAGCUUCAGCCCAACGCCUGCCGCGACGGCAGCUGUGGCCGGGCAACCUUCUAUGUCACUGCGGUCACCGAUUUCACACGAGACGGGAACCGACCGAGUUUGGUCGGUGUUCUGCCAGGAACCAGUGCACCACGGCUUUGGAGAAACUACAACCCAACGUCCCUGAAAGUCACGGUCCAGGACAUCCCAACUUCCAUCUGCUACUCCCUGACUGACCCACAUGUCAUUACCCUGGACGGCAGGCGUUAUGAAAACCACCAGACCGGUACCUUUGUCCUUUACCGGAGCCUCGUCAGGAAGUUUGAGGUCCACUCUCGCCAGUGGGACUGCGGCAGCAGACACUACGCCGUCGCAUGUAACUGCGGCGUUGCGGCACGAGAGGGGAAUGAGGUCGCAGUCUUCGACAUGUGCAACGGCCAACCCCAGGAGUCCAGGCCACAGCUGACCCUGAAGAACCUCGGUGACGGGGAGGGCAGUAGAGUCAGGGUGAUGGAGUCCCACCAGGGGAAGAAGGUCACCUUGAUUUUUCCCUCCGGGGCCUUUAUUAGGGCUGAUGUGGACGACUGGGGGAUGAGUUUAUCUGUCCGUGCUCCCAGCGUUGACUACAGCAACACACAAGGCCUAUGCGGCACCUUCGACCGUAAUGGCAACAACGAUUUCCAAGGUUCCAGUGGUGGCUCCUAUGGCCCUGAUGACUUGCAUCGCUUCAUAGAAGACUGGAGGAUAGGCCCUGGUGAGAGUUUAUUUGACAACACGCCUCCUGGGAUGACGCAGGACUUCAGGAGGCCUUUCUGCAUCUGCCAAAAAGGAUAUCGCACUUCUCAUCAGGCCAGCAGAGGGAUGAGGAACUUGUAUGCUCCUUCCGCUCACUCCGAGUGCAUAGCAUAUGAUAACGUGGAUUACACAUCUGUGUUCCCCUCGAUGGACACCACAGUGGAAUAUAUCAAGAGUCCAGAGAAAGAGGAGAGCAUCCUGGAUAUGUCUGAGUUUGACAGUCAUCCUUUGGAGAGGAGGCACCUUUGGUUUGACGGUGAGGAUAAUGAAAACAGUGAUGGCCAUCUUGAGCUUGAAGGCGAGUUCAGAAAGGAUAAUCUUCUCUCAGUUGAUAGACGUAAGAGACAAGCUUCCUUUGAAUUCAAGCCGGUCUUUGCUGCUCAGAGUCUCAGCCAGGCUGAUCUGGAUAACUUGGCCUACUUCUUCCCUGAGGAUCACUUAGCAGAAACACGACCGGAGGUGCAGCCUCAAUGGCCAACACCAAGUGGCCUGACCUCCGCAAAAGCCCUCGAGGUGUGUCAGAUAGCUUUGGCCAACUCUACUGUUGGUACAGUGUGCCGUGCGCUGCUGGGACGCCGUCUGGAUGAGGCGGUUGAUCUAUGCAUUCUGGAUCUGCAGCUCAAGGACGACCUGGACUGGGAGGAGGCACUGCUGCCCUACCUGGAGAAUGAGUGUGAGAGGAGGCUGUUGGAAAACCGGACCCAGAGAGCCAUGGAGGUGGAUGGUCCGCCUGGAGCAGCCAGGGAAGUGGUGACAGCGCUGCGCUGCCCAAACCUCUGCAACGGAAACGGAGAGUGCACAGAGUGGGGCUGCCAAUGUUAUUCCAGCCACAGCUUCUACGACUGCAGCCUCGCAAUCAGCCAGCCAGUAGAGAUAACAGAUUUGGAGAACAGUGGACUUUGUGACAUACGAGCCGUCAACUGUCGAAACAUUCGAGUCUUCGGGCUCGGCUUCAUCGACUCUCCGGACCUCAGCUGUCACGCCACCAGACUGAAGUACAUGAAUGGAGUUUGGGUUCCAGGGGAGAAACAGAGAACCAAAGCCACCUUCCUCAGCUCCAAGGCUUUAGACUGUGCUGUACCGUCUCUGAGCAACACGGCGGUCAACACGGAGGACUUCAUGAUGGACGACAAACCAUACGCACGCUGGGAGAUUAAAGUUACCAACGAUGGCUCCCAGUACAGCCAGGCUAAGGUGCUGACUAUCUACGAUGGCGUUUGCCAAGUCUGCGAGGCGUCGCGCUCAGGACUCUGUAAGUUAAAGGAGAAGACGUGCAACGUCGACGGGAUGUGUUUCAAAGAAGGAGACUCCAAUCCCAGCAGCCCCUGCCUCCUCUGUGACCCGGACACCUCCAGAUUCACCUGGUCUGUGAAUCAAGUGAACGAGCCGCCGACCUUCCACCGACCUCAAAGCAACCUGCGGACGUUUGCAGGAGAGAAUUUCGUCUUCCAGUUUGCUGCGUCGGACCCCGAGGGCUCGGAACUCCUCUUCCAGUUGGAGGCUGGGCCUAACGGGGCGGUCCUCUCCCCUGCCGGCCUCCUCAUCUGGAGGGUCCCAACACAUCCCGAGGAGGGAUUGAGGCGCUCCAUCCGAUUCACGCUGUCGGACGAGUGCAACGCCCAGAGCACCUUCAACGUGGAGAUCGAUGUGGUGCCAUGCGGGUGUCAGAACGGAGGUUCAUGCGUGACCGACGUUAAUUUCCCAGCUGGAAGCGGGAAGUACCUGUGUGUUUGUCCUGAAGGGAAGCAGGGCGACCUCUGCGACGAGGAUGUGGACGAAUGUUUGUCAUCCCCGUGUGCAGUCGGAAAGUGCGUCAACACAGCCAGCGGGUUCAGAUGUGAAUGUCCUGCAGGGCUGAGAGGUAAAACAUGCCUGGAAGACAUCAACGAAUGUGAAAGGAAGCUGUGUUUCCCAGCAGUCCAAUGCUUCAAUAACUUUGGCUCAUACACCUGUGGACAGUGCCCCAAAGGCAUGCUGGGAAAUGGGACAACAUGUACAGCUGUCAGGCCUGUCGCCGUCUCCCCCACAUCUGCUUCGAGAACCACAGUCUACAAGAUACCAGAUGUUCUGCUCCAACCACACAAAAUAAAGACACACACUUUCCGGAAAACCUCAAGUGGUAUUUCCCAACAGACGAGGGAUGACUCAAGGAAGUCGAGCCUACAAAGUGACCCAAAACAACCACAAACUAAGACCACAACUGGGAGGCAGAUUCCAGGAAGAAGCCUGAACCCGGCGCAGACCAGAGCUGAAUCUGACAGAAGCAUCGCAGCAGUUACCCCGAUCGUGCCGCAGACAAAGACCAGUGCUUUGAGACAAACCAAAGGAAUCCAAUUUAACCCGUACACGUCCACCACCGACACUUUCAAGAACAUCUCGGGGAUGACGCCAAACCAAGCCGAGCCUGAUCAACCAAAAAUCAGCAACACAAUCACCAAGACAUCCGCUGUAGCCCAGCCUUCUGUGAAUGGCAGGCAACCUUCAGGACCGGCUCAGUCACCGGUCGUGAAUGUGUCGGCUACGUGUGCCAGCAGGCCUUGCUUCCCCGGCGUUCAAUGCAUCAACCGCAGGCCGCCACACGUUGGGUACGUGUGCGGGAGAUGCCCUCCUGGCCUCCAUGGCAACGGACGCGUCUGCAUGAAGAAUGCCAAGGCGGCAUCCAACCACCUUCCUCAGCAGCAGACAUUAGGCAAGACUAACCGAUCCCCGUAUGGAGGCAGCAGCAAAGUCUCCCAGCUCCACUUGCCGAACUUGCCCUCCCGACACGGCAUCAGACACCUGUCCUUGUCCGGCACCAGAGCGAGCCGAGAUAAUUCUCCGAGGCAGGUUCCCGCCUCCGGCAGGGGAGGUGGGACAGGAAGGAGAGAGGCGGUCACUGCUUCAAGAGAUGUUAGCGCCUUCCAUGUCACUGCAAAUACUCACACCACCCGCCACAGCACCGACAUCAGAUUGGACGCAAGGACAAACGCCAGCUCCAAGGAUAUGAUGGUUCCCCGUGUGACAGUCUCCAGGUCCCAUGAAGCUUUGACUGGUGAUUCAUCCAGAGUUACAGCGCCCAUUCCUCGUUUGUCAACUCAGUCGGGGAAAAGUCCGCAGUCCAAACAGACAACCCCACCCCAGCUCAACCAUCUGUCUCCGGCCCAGGCCAAACCCUGGACUCCUCAAAAACCAGUCCUCCCACUAACGGCGGCCCUCACUGCUUUGUCCUACUCGCUGUCUGAGUCGGAGUUCUCUGCAGAUGGAGAUGAAGCUGAGCCUGGAUCUGACGGUCCAGAGAUGCUGCACAUAUUCCCGGCUUUGACCUUUACAUCGCCAGGAAAGACGGUCUAUAGCAGCUCCCAGCCGCAAAGAGCCACCUCCAACCCUCCGGGGGUUAGGAGUGCUACGACAGCGGGCAAACAGCUGACCACCUGCACUAAUAGACCGUGUUUUCCUGGGGUUCAGUGUGACCCAGCGAUGGAUGGAGGUUUCACAUGUGGGAGGUGCCCUGCAGGAUACAUCGGAGAUGGACGACUCUGCCGAGCUGUUUGCAGACACAUGUGUGGGAGGAACAUGGAGUGUGCCGCACCAAAUACAUGCCGCUGCAAACCAGGCUACACUGGAUCCGACUGUCAGACAGCGAUCUGUGAGCCGGCCUGUAAGAACGGAGGUGUUUGCGUCGCUCCGGGUGUGUGUCAGUGUCCCGGAGGAUUUCAUGGAGAGACCUGUGAGGAAGCUCUGUGCAGGUUACCAUGUGAACAUGGAGGCACCUGCGUGGGACUGCAAACUUGUUCCUGUCCUUACGGCUUUGUCGGACCUCGAUGUGAGACCAUGGUUUGUAGCCGCCACUGUCACAACGGAGGCCAGUGCGUUUCUCCAGACGAGUGCAGAUGUUCUGCAGGGUGGACCGGACCUUCAUGUGAGACUGCUCUGUGCUCUCCCUUGUGUAUGAACGGAGGUUCUUGCGUCCGGCCGAAUCUCUGCGAUUGUCCUCAAGGCUUCUACGGAGCACAGUGUCAGAAUGCUGUCUGCAGUCCUCCCUGUAAGAACGGCGGUCUGUGCAUGAGGAACAACGUCUGCUCCUGCCUGCAGGGAUACACCGGCAGGAGAUGCGAGAAAAGUGUGUGUGAGCCCAUGUGCAUGAAUGGCGGCAGGUGUGUCGGCCCAGAUGUUUGCGAUUGUCCGUCGGGUUGGCGAGGAAAGAGAUGCGAUAAACGCAGCUGUCUGCAGAAGUGUCUGAAUGGCGGGGAGUGUGUGGGUGCAAACGCCUGCCACUGCGCCGCGGGAUGGCAGGGCACGCUGUGUCAGAUCCCCAUCUGUGAACAGAAGUGUCUCUACGGCAGCCGAUGUGUCCGACCAAACGUCUGCGCCUGCCGGAGCGGAUUCUCAGGCUCACUUUGUUCAAAAAGGCUCCCGAUUUCCCAAGGCUGAUUCUCUGAUAAAACCAGCAAACACCAACGAUCUGGAUUUCAAAAAGCCUCAAUCAAACCUCCUGAUGACCUUCAACCGUCAGCACAAAACAUCAUCCAAAGACAACUCUCUGAACUCUCUUUACUGUGAAAUUUAGAAUCGUCUGUGUAUCCACAAAUGAGUCCAUCUGUGCAACAGCAGCAACAAAAAUCUGGAAUCAAGGGGGAAUAAAAGUGAAAAGCAUCAAAAGAUCUUUUAAUGUAAAUCUUGAAAACAAAGGUCUGUGUGUUUAUCUGAUAAAAAUUAAAGUGUACAAGGCAGCUGAUGAGCUUGACAGAUUUAGGCUAACAGUUUCCCUUUGCUUCCAGUCUUUGUGCUAAGCUAAGCUAAUGAGACGCUGAUUCCACUGCUGCACACACACACACUCUGCAGGAGAUUACAACCUUCCAAAGUACGAAAGACAUUAUGCAAUACUGUCUGCAAAAGUGUCACGCUUACCUAAACCAAAAACAUCGACGUCUUAUUGAUAAGUGCUCAAAGUUUGACCACAUCGAAGCAGCUACUUUAAAACCGCUUUGGAUGUCUUCUUUCCAACCAAAGACUUCCUAAAUGAAAUUAGAAAAAAGGUUCAUGAUCCGAACUUUACAAGCAGCUGUUGUGAUAUUUACUAUAGAUGACUUCCUGUUCAGGCUCCAACACCACAAACACAAACCUCUGUACGAGUAUUUAUUUAUUUGGUUGUUUUAUAUUGUCGCAUAUUUCUUGUUGUAUAUUUCUUAAUCACUGUAUUAUCUUUGUUAUUUCUUAUUCAAUCUUUGUUUACUGGUUUUUUUGUAAGAAAACAAAUAAAUAUCCUCUUUAA
Messenger RNA from Labrus mixtus (cuckoo wrasse), 7292 nucleotides. Its product is annotated as von Willebrand factor D and EGF domain-containing protein. Lineage: Eukaryota; Metazoa; Chordata; Actinopteri; Labriformes; Labridae. The transcript is spliced from 33 exons. Gene Ontology annotation, molecular function: signaling receptor binding; calcium ion binding. The record is from RefSeq and is a predicted model, not a curated record. Gene Ontology annotation, biological process: anatomical structure development. Gene Ontology annotation, cellular component: extracellular region; cell surface. Bases 140 to 6451 code for a protein of 2103 amino acids.